AUGGAUCCCAACAAAGGUUCUUCCAAGAUUCCACCGGAGCCGCCCAAGUUUCUCCAGAACGCAGACAAGAGAGAUCCCUCCAGAGAUCGCAGAGACCUCCAACUGCUCGUUUCCUCCACUUCUUCCGGAGCAGAGAGAGAGCUUCCCCUUGGAGAAAUGAAGGAUCUAAGAAUAUCAAAGCGGGAAAUAAUCUACCCAGAGCACAAAUCUGCUUCAGACAUUACUUCUGGCCUUCUCCAUGGAUUUUACCAUAAAGGAACGUUUAGAGUUAAUAGUUACAGUUUCCCAUUUGUGGGCUAUGUUGGAAGCGAAAGUAUUGGUGAAGAGAUAGCCAUUUUUGAUAGAGUUAACAUGAAUAGGGCUUUCAAUGGAGAUAUUGUUGCGGUGGAGCUUUUGCCUCAAUGCCAGCAGACGGAGGAGAAUCUUUUAGAUGAUGAAGAUGAUGAAGAUGAUGAAGAUGGCGUUCAUAUUGUUCCAGGUAAUGUUGAUGGAGCAAAAGCUUGUGCUGUUUCAAGUCGCUCAUUCGGCCGUGUCGUUGGUAUUAUAAAGAGAAAUUGGCGCCGGAUGGUUUUCCUUGAUGAUAUAUGGUCGGAUAUUAAUAUUGCCGAUGUAACAAAUUUUGUUCAUCCUGGAACUCCACUUGACAAGGAGGCUGCGCAGAGGGGCACAUGUGUGUAUCUUGUUGAUAAGAAAAUUGACAUGCUUCCAAAAAUAUUAAUUGAAGGCAUAUGUUCUCUUCAGCCCUGUGUAGAAAGAUUCACAUUUUCCUUUAUUUUGACAUUGACACCUGAUGCAAAUAUAGUUUCUACAAGAUUCACAAAGAGCACGAUCAAAUCUUGUGCUGCAUUAUCUUAUGUCGAAGCUCAAGCCCUAAUGGACGAUAGUCGCAAGAUUGAUCCAUUAAUUACUGACCUACGAAAUUUGAAUUCAUUAGCAAAGCUUAUGAGGCAACGACGAUUUGAUGGAGGAGCUUUCACAUUUAAUUCAACAGAAGUUAAAUUUCAGAUGGAUACAGAAACUCGUGAUCCUUUGGAUAUUGGAAAUUAUCCAAUUAUAGAGGCCAGUCAGAUGAUUGAAGAAUUUAUGUUGGCUUGCAAUUUCUUUGUUGCAAAAAAGAUAUUGAAGCAUUUUCCAUCGUGUUCCUUAUUGAGACACCAACCUGCUCCAACCAAAGAGAUGUUGGAACCAUUACAUCGCAUGGCAACAGCUGUUGGCCUUGACUUGGACAUUUCAUCACCAAAAGCAUUGAUGGAUUCAAUUGAUCAUGUCGUUGGUGUUGAUCCAAACUGCAAAAAACAAAUGAAGAUUUUGGCUACUAGGUGCAUGACAAAGGUUAUUUACUCAUGGAGUGGAGAUAUGAAGCCUACUGAGUUUCACCACUUUGGACUUGCAGCACCUUUGUAUACUCAUUUCACUUCUCCCAUGCGGAGAUAUGCAGAUAUUAUAGUUCAUAGAUUGCUUGCAGCUGCUCUAGAAAUAUCAGAACUUCCAGAAAAUUUUCUAGAUAGUUUACGGCGUACAGAGAUUGUAAAUAACUUGAAUUUUCAGCAAAUAAAUGCUAAGAUGGCUAGCCGAGCUUCAAUUUACCUACACAAUGUUAUAUACUUCAAGAAACGACCUAUGGAUGCAGAAGCCAGAAUAAUCAAAAUAAAGCCCUAUGGGUUCAUAGUCUUUGUGCCCAGGUUUGACAUUGAAGGGCUCAUUUGCUUGACAUCGAGAGGAAGUAAAGGGGAAGAGUGGAUUUUAGAUGAGGCACAUCAGAGACUGUCAAAGAAAGGCACAAAUAUUAGUUACUGUUUAUUGCAGAUGGUUAGGAUUCAUGUGAAGGUAGUUGAACGUGGGCCAUACAGGCCAAAGCUUCAAUUUACACUCAUAUAA
This is a messenger RNA of Dendrobium catenatum, 1878 nucleotides long. RefSeq names its product exosome complex exonuclease RRP44 homolog A-like. Gene Ontology annotation, cellular component: nuclear exosome (RNase complex); cytoplasmic exosome (RNase complex). The transcript has 18 exons. The record is from RefSeq and is a predicted model, not a curated record. Gene Ontology annotation, molecular function: endonuclease activity; RNA binding; 3'-5'-RNA exonuclease activity. Gene Ontology annotation, biological process: rRNA catabolic process. NCBI's taxonomy places the organism in Eukaryota, Viridiplantae, Streptophyta, Magnoliopsida, Asparagales, Orchidaceae. The coding region runs from base 1 to 1878 and encodes 625 amino acids.